Ictalurus punctatus (channel catfish) is the source of this 5603-nucleotide messenger RNA. It is a transcript of the gene cntnap3, whose product is annotated as contactin associated protein family member 3. The coding region runs from base 147 to 4028 and encodes 1293 amino acids. NCBI's taxonomy places the organism in Eukaryota, Metazoa, Chordata, Actinopteri, Siluriformes, Ictaluridae. The record is from RefSeq and is a predicted model, not a curated record. Gene Ontology annotation, molecular function: calcium ion binding. The transcript has 24 exons.
AGAGUCGCGCGCCGCUCAUUCCUCUAGCGGAGGAGCGCAGAGGAGCGCGCGCGAGAGAGAUAGAGCGAGAGAGAGAGAGAGAGAGAGAGAGAGAGAGAGAGAGAGAGAGAGAGAGGAAAAGAGAGCAACUCCGCUUCCGCUUCAGCAUGGAUUUACCGCUCAGAGCGAAACGCGCAGCGCUCAUCAAACUCGCCCUGGUGCUCUGCUGUGUCCCUCUGUCCUCCUGCAAAGAUGACUGUGACAGUCCACUGGUGUCCCAUCUCCCGCAAUCAGCCUUCAGGAGUUCAUCCCAGCUGUCCAACAGCCACGGACCCGGCUAUGCCAAACUCAACAGGAGAGACGGGGCAGGUGGAUGGUCACCACUCAACUCCAAUAAGUAUCAGUGGUUGGAGAUCAAUCUUGGGGAGAGGACUGAGGUCACAGCUGUCGCUACCCAGGGCAGAUACGGCAGUUCAGACUGGGUAACUCAGUACCUUCUCAUGUUUAGUGACACAGGCCAUAACUGGAGACAGUAUCGACAGGAGGACAGCAUUGGGGUAUUCUCAGGGAACACGAACGCAGACAGCGUAGUGUCCUACAAGCUCCAGCAGCCGGUGUUCGCUCAGUUCCUCCGUGUGCUGCCUCUGGACUGGAAUCCCAAUGGAAGAGUCGGGUUACGGCUCGAGGCGUACGGCUGCCAAUACGAAUCGGACGUGGCCGGCUUCGAUGGAGCCAGCUACGUGCUCUUCUGGCUCGAUGCAGCUACCAGUUCAUCACCCAAAGACCUGUUAACUAUGAACUUCAAAACCCUUCACAACUCUGGAGUCCUGAUGCACAUGGAAGGCAAUCAUGGACACACCCUCACUCUGGAGUUACUCAAAGGAAAACUCUUCGUACAUCUCAGCAAAGGCAAUUUUAACACUGCGGUGUCACUAGGCAGCCUGCUGGAUGACCAACACUGGCAUCGCAUUAGCAUCGAGCGACUCAGAGGACAUGUCAACUUCACCGUGGACAAAAGCACGCAGCAGCUCCAACUCCCCGAACACCAGAGUCACUUUGAGGUUAACGAGAUCAGUUUCGGUGGCGUUUCAGCUGACGGGACUCAGAGAGAAAACUCCAGGAGGAACUUCCACGGCUGUCUGGAGAACGUGCAGUACAACGGCGUUAAUGUGAUCGACCUGGCUAAAAAGAAACAGCUCACCGUAGUGGGAAACCUCACGUUCGCCUGUUUGGAGGCCGUCGACGUGCCGGUGACGUUCGCCAACUCGGAGAGUUUCCUUCAACUGCCGUAUACGUCGACACGUGACAUCAUGUCAGUCGGAUUACAGUUCCGAACCUGGAACAAGGCGGGCCUGCUGAUGACCUUUGACCUCCAGCACCAAGUGGGAACACUAUGGGUUUACCUGAGUGAGGCGAGGGCGAGGAUGCAGGUCCACAAGGCUGGCAGGGUUUUAACGGACAUCACAGCAGGGUCAGCGCUGAACGAUGGCCAGUGGCACUCUGUGGAUUUGAGUGUCCGCCGAGGGCGUCUGAUCCUGGCAGUGGACAAAUCGGACAUGUCCACCAUCACCACAUCCUUCCCUGUCGGUCCAGCGAACCAGAUCUUUUUCGGAGGAUGUCCAAUUACAGGUGAUGGAUGCGAGAAGCCGUCCAGCGUUUUCCAUGGAUGCAUGCGCCUCAUCAAGCUGGACGAGGGAUUGGUGGAUCUGAUCAAGGUGCAGCAGAUGCUGAUCGGAAACUUCAGCGAGCUCCAGAUGGACAUGUGCGGAAUCAUCGACAGGUGCUCCCCGAGUCACUGCGAGCAUGGCGGGAGGUGCACACAGUCAUGGAGCACUUUCCACUGCGACUGCGCUGACACCGGCUACAGAGGAGCUACGUGCCAUAGCUCUGUUUACGAGGCGUCAUGCGAGGCAUACAAGCACCGAGGGAACACGUCAGGGCUGUACCACAUAGACGUGGAUGGAAGCGGACCCAUCAAGCCGCAGCUCAUCUACUGCAACAUGUCAGAUAAAGCUUGGACGGUGAUCCAACACAAUAACACCGAGCUCACCAAAUUACGGGCGUCCUCGGGGAGCGCUCAGCAUUUGGCCUCCUUUAACUAUUCUGCCGACGCCGAGCAGCUCGCGGCCGUAAUUACCCGAGCCGAGCGCUGCGAACAGGAACUCUCCUACCACUGCAAAAAGUCACGCCUCCUGAACACACCAGACGGUGCGCCGUUUACCUGGUGGGUGGGCCGGUCGGGAGACGCCCACACGUACUGGGCAGGGGCAGCACCGGGCACUCAGCAGUGCGGCUGUGCCGUCCACGACGACUGCGUGAAUCCGGAGCACUUCUGCAACUGUGACCGCGACCUCGACGACUGGCUGAACGAUUCCGGCGUCCUCUCUCAUAAAGACCAUUUGCCUGUCAGGCUGUUAGCGAUGGGGGACGUGAGCAGGCCGGGGUCAGAGGCAGCGUAUCGGGUCGGUCCCCUCCAGUGCUACGGUGACAAUGACUUCUGGAACGCGGCCCACUUCGAUAAGGAGACUUCUUACCUCCACUUCCCCACGUUCCACGGGGAGCUCAGUGCUGAUAUUUCAUUCUUUUUCAAGACCUCCUCCUCCAGCGGCGUGUUCCUCGAGAACCUGGGAAUUAAAGACUUCAUCCGAAUCGAGCUGAGCUUACCGACCGAAGUCGUUUUCUCCUUCGACGUGGGAAACGGGCCACUGGAGGUGCGCGUGAAGACUCCGGUCCCUCUGAACGACGAGCGCUGGCACCACGUGGUGGCCGAGCGGAACGUCAAAGAGGCGUCUCUGAGUGUGGACCAUUACCCCGGAUCAGUGCAGAAAGCCCCCACUGAGGGGCACAUCCACCUCCAGCUCAACAGCCAGCUCUUUGUGGGAGGAACCGCGUCGAGGCAGAAGGGCUUCCUGGGCUGCAUCCGGUCGCUGAAGUUGAAUGGGAAGACGUUGGAUCUGGAGGAGCGAGCGAAGAUCACACCCGGAGUCCGCCCCAGAUGCCCAGGCCACUGCAGCAGCUACGGGCACCUGUGUCAGAACCAGGGCCGGUGCCUAGACAAGCAUAACGGUUUCACCUGCGACUGUGGGGCUUCGUCAUACGCCGGAACUUUCUGUCACAAAGAGGUUUCUGCGUUUUUCCGACCCGACACCUCGGUGACGUACACAUUCAAGGAGCCGUACGAGCCGAACAGAAACGGCAGCGCGAUGUCCUCCUCUAUCUACUCAGACCUGAUGCUGAAAGGAGAGAACAUAUCUUUGAGCUUUCGCACCAGCCAGGCGCCAGUCAUUCUCCUUCAUGCCAGCUCGUACUACAGAGAAUUCCUCGCCAUCUUCCUGAACAGGAACGGUCAACUGGAGGUGAAGUACAAACUGCAGAAUAACAGAGAUGCUGACGUCUUCCGAUCAAACGUGAAGAACCUGGCCAAUGGACAGCUGCACCAAGUGUCUAUCAGGAGAGUCCUGGAGAGCCUCAGUAUUCAGAUUGAUCAGAACGCGAGGGAAGACUUCAACCUAUCAUCAGAUGUUGACUUCAACGCCAUCAAAGCCAUCGUCAUCGGGAAAGUGCCUGAGUAUGACGAGCUGGAUGCAGAGGUAACUCGUCUGGCUUCUCAAGGCUUUACCGGCUGCCUGUCGGUGGUCCAGUUCAACUCCAUCUCUCCUCUGAAAGCGGCGCUGCUUUAUCCACACACCAGUCCAGUUACUGUCACAGGGACACUGACUGAGUCCAACUGCGGCUCGUCCUCGUCAUCCAGUCCCUACGCAGCCGAGACCACCCACUCACUGUCGGAUCAUGUGGGCACUGUAGGAGAGCCCGUAGUCAAUGCAAUCAGCGGCGACUCGGCUUUGAUUGGAGGCGUCAUCGCCGUGGUGAUAUUCGUGAUCCUGGCAUGCCUGGCCGUCCUGGCGCGAUUCUUCUACAGACGGAAAGAGACGUUUCAGACCCAGGAGUCGAAGGGAGCGAAAUCGGAGGACGGUCCUGAAACCACGUUCAACGCUGACCACAGUGCGCAGAGCGUAAUCAGCGAAAGCCAAAAAGAGUACUUCAUAUGAUCAAAGCCUUUCCUUUUCGUCGUCGUCAUCAAACUUUCGGACUAAUCCAGGAUUGCGGAGGACAGAAAUGCCUCGCCGAGCCUUGACUGAGACGUUAGCGUUGUUGGUGAAUACACUGGAAAGACGUACCGAUCAAGACGUGAACGGGAACGCCGUAAAAAAAAAUUAUGUUUUUUUUGUACAUAGGUUGAAAAGUUCCAAAAUUUGCCACAGAUAACAGUGUUUCUAAGACGUGUACAAUGAUCUUCAUCUAUUGUAAAAAAUUCUUUUGAAAUGUACAUGUGGGGAAAAAAUAUCUUUGUAACUGUUACCUUUGCCUUUUAUUUUUUCGAUUUGUGCGCUUACAGUAAAGUACGCUGGAAAUGACUGUGUCAUACGGUGAGGUCCAAAAGACGUCCCUGCAGGAGUUUCAGAAAUGAACGCAAAAUCAAGCAAACGCCACAAUAUUCGGAGGAGCUCACAAUUUUUCGGAAUUAGUGCAGAUUUUCCCAAGAUUUUGGCCGAGACGCGUCGCGUGACAUCAUCAGAACACGCAUUCAGCCAAAGUGCAGCUAAAAGGUCUCCUUUACCAAGAGCAUCACUGGGAAAGACCGCGCAAAACUAUUUCGUGCAACUGCACUUUCGCCAAUUAAAAACAAAAAGCACAAAAACACCUCGUAAAUCACAAUCGCAAAUUUUGGAAAAACACCUCAGCGAAAUCGAGCGUUUUUGUCUGCGACAAUCACCAAAAAAAACUCGGUGAAAUCCUGUACAGACUGAGAAGACUGAGACUUUUACAUCAUUACAAAUUCUGUUAUGCGCAAUAUCUUGAGUGAAAGAUAGAAAUCUUAGAAAUCUUUCUGAAAUUUCAGAAUUUGAUAGUAUUCAGUACCGAACCUCCCGGGUUUGAUUUCGAGCCGGACUUCACAACCUGACGCUGAUGUGUUCCAUCACAUCCAUCGCACUGCGGUCUGAACAUGCGCCGCUGCCCGAACGGGAAAAAGUUUGCUUGAAGAUUGAACAUACACAAAAAUAUAGAUUUUUCAACAUUUUAAAAUUUGUUGGUUUCCAGGUUUAAAUAAUAAUAAUAAAAAAAAACAUUCCAGGUUUUUCAGUGUAGUCUCAGAUUUUGGACCUCACCGUAUAACUUUAAUGGAACAUGCAGAAUGCUGGAAGCUGUAUUGAGAAUGGAAAGCUAUCUGUGUAGCAUAUAUAAUAUAAUAUAUUUGCGCACACACACACACGCACACACACACACACACACACACACACACACACACACACACACACACACACACACUUAUGAACACAGCGGUGACUCCAGAAAGACAAUUUAUUUUAUUUUUUUUUUUUUUUAAGAUGAAUCGUCUUUGAAGAUCAAAAGCGAAACCGUAGCAUUUGAUGUGCUCUCGCGUGAUUGUUCGGUUCUCGGGUUGUGAGUGUUUUGCUCUGUGUGGACAGUGUGGAAAUGUUUCAGUGGAAAAAUCAGUCAGUCCACCAAAACCUGUUUAGGUGUCAUCAUUUAUCAGAAAUGAACACAACAUACUUUGCUUUAUGUGCAAUUCCUGGAUCAAAAUAAAUUGUGAUUGCUUCUUA